AUGACCUCAGUCAGACGCAUAACAGACGAUUUGGAGAAACCAGACCUUGACGACAGAUCCUACCGAGUCAUCGAGCUUCCUAACAAGCUCGAGGCCCUGCUUGUUCACGAUGCACAGACCGACAAAGCCAGCGCAAGUCUCAACGUCAAUGUUGGGAACUUCUCAGAUGAAGAGGCCAUGCCGGGUAUGGCUCAUGCCGUUGAGCAUCUACUCUUCAUGGGCACCGAGAAAUACCCCAUAGAAAACGAAUACAGUUCCUAUCUCUCCUCGAACUCCGGGCAUUCAAAUGCAUACACAGCAGCUACGCAGACAAAUUACUUCUUUGAAUGUGCCGCCCAGCACGAGUCGAACGACAAGCUUACCAAUGGUCUCACCAAUGGCGUGGCGAAUGGUACUACCGAAAUCACAAUGAAUGGUUCGUCGAGAGGUCCUCUUUACGGCGCAUUGGACCGAUUUGCACAAUUCUUCGUAAAGCCACUAUUUCUGGAGAACACUUUGGACAGGGAGCUGAGAGCAGUGGACUCGGAGAACAAGAAGAACCUACAAAGUGACGGAUGGCGGCUAUCGCAAUUGACAAAAUCGCUCUCAAAUCCUAAACAUCCAUUCCAUCAUUUUUCCACGGGCAAUCUUCAAACCUUGAGGGAUGAGCCUGAAAAACGAGGAGUGAAGAUCCGUGAUGAAUUCAUCCGCUUCUAUGAACGGCAUUACUCCGCAAACAGGAUGAAGCUCGUCGUUCUGGGUCGUGAGUCCCUCGAUGAACUAGAAGGCUGGGUCGUGCAGCUCUUUUCCGAAGUCAAGAAUAAAGACUUACCUCCGAACCGCUGGGAUGAUGUUGAGAUGCUGAGCAAAGACCAAUUGUCGAUCGAAAUCUAUGCAAAGCCGGUCAUGGAGUCACGUUCUUUGGAGAUAAGUUUCCCUUGGCAAGAUGAAGAAGACAUGUUCGAGACCCAGCCUGCCCGGUACAUCAGUCAUUUGAUUGGACACGAAGGUCCUGGCAGCAUAUUGGCUUAUCUCAAAGAGAGAGGUCUGGCUCAAACCCUAUCCGCUGGCUAUCAUCCUGUUUGCCCAGGCUCUGCCUUCUUUGAGAUCGAGAUCGGGUUGACACCUGACGGGCUGAAAAACUACCAUGAGAUUGUCAAGAUUGUCUUCCAGUACAUUGGGAUGAUGAAGGGGACCCCACCGGUUGAAUGGAUGCACGAGGAGAUGAAAAACAUGGCGGAGGUGGAUUUCAGGUUCCGUCAGAAGUCUCCUGCAAGCCGAUUUACAAGCGCCACAAGCUGCGUGUUGCAGAAGCCUGGACUACCCCGCAACUGGCUGCUCAGCAGUACCAGCAAGUUCAGAAAGUUCGACGCUCAAGCCAUUGCACAAGCAAUGCAAUACCUGCGCGAGGACAAUUUCAGACUCAUGCUUGUGUCUCAGGAAUACCCCGGUGACUGGAACCAGAAAGAGAAAUGGUACGGGACAGAGUACAAAGUCGAAAGGAUACCCACAGACGUUCUCUCCGAUGUCCGAAAGGCAUUGUCUGAUCUGGAGUCAGACAGGAUAGCGGAACUACAUCUGCCUCACAAGAACGAAUUCAUCCCUACGAAGUUAGAUGUGGAAAAGGUGGACGUCAAGGUACCCGCAAAGGCACCAAAAUUACUUCGAAAUGAUGACAACGUCCGCCUAUGGUGGAAAAAGGAUGACACCUUCUGGGUGCCCAAGGCCAACUUGUACAUCAAAAUUCGAAACAGCGUUACUACUGCGAAUGCUGCGAACUACGUCAAGACGAACCUCUUCAUCAACCUUGUCAAGGAUGCUCUGUCAAGUUACUCUUAUGACGCCGAGAUUUCUGGCCUCUCUUAUGCUAUCGGAGCAAACACGCUUGGCUUUGACAUUAGCGCGCAUGGUUACAACGACAAGAUGGCAGUCCUCUUGGAGAAGAUCUUGGCUACGAUCCGAACCAUUGACAUCAGAACGGAUCGAUUUGAGAUUAUCAAAGAGCGCAUGGCCAGGAAAUAUAAGAAUUGGGCCUAUCAGCAGCCGUAUUAUCAGAUUGGCGACUACACCAGAUGGCUGUUGAAUGAGCGCUCGUGGAUGAACGACUCCUACGCCAAGGAACUGCCGCAUAUCACAGUAGACGAUAUCAGAACAUUUGUUCCAGAAUUGCUCCAACAGGCACAUAUUGAGGUGCUGGCACAUGGAAAUCUGUACAAAGAAGAAGCCAAGAAAAUUGGCAAUCUGAUCGAGUCAACACUGAAAUCACGUGCAUUUCCUCCAUCGGAAUGGUUGUUGCGAAGAAAUGUCAUCCUACCGGAAGCAAGCAAUUUCGUUUACAAACAGGUGUUGAGCGAUCCCGCCAAUAUCAACCAUGCAAUCGAAUAUUAUCUGGACAUCGGCCAUGUCAUGGACCUAGAUCUGCGAGCGAAAGCGCAGCUAUUCAGUCAGAUGACGGAUGAACCCGCUUUCGAUCAACUGAGAACCAAGGAACAGCUUGGAUACGUCGUAUGGAGUGGGAUACGACCUGCAGCCGUCACGAUGGGCUAUAGGGUACUGAUUCAGAGCGAGCGAGAUCCGGAAUACCUCGAAACGCGGAUCAAUGCCUUCUUGCUUAAGUUCAAGUCGGAUCUAGAGUCGAUGUCCGACGAAGAAUUUGAGGGCCACAAACGCAGCCUUGUUAACAAACGAUUGGAAAAGCUCAAAAACCUCGACUUUGAGACAGGCCGUCUGUGGGCGUACAUCAGCGGAGAAUAUCUCAAUUUCUACCAAGUUGAUCGAGACGUCGCGGUUAUUCGACAGCUCACCAAGGAUGACAUGAGGCAAUUCUAUGCGCAGUAUAUUGAUCCAGAGUCGCCCAUGCGGAGAAAGUUGUCGAUUCAUCUCGAGGCCCAAGCUUCAAGCACGAUGCCAGAGAUUUCGCCAGCGGAACAGAAGGGCCAGUUUGUGGGGCUAAUUGGGCAAGCGCUGCGAUCUCUGGGCAUUGAGGUUGACGAACCCAAAUUGAACCUUCAAUUUGAGAAAGUUGACCAUGCAAGCUUACCCCAAGUCUCGAAUGCCCUUAGUGAAUACGUCGGGAAUUCGGUCCCGCCGUCGAAGACCGACGAAGUUCUUGGACAGAUGAGAGCAGCUAUCCCACAAAUGCAAACUGCACUGAAGAUCAAACCGGUCGAGUCGCCAAAGAACAUUGUUCAGGUGGCUGCACAAAUACCGACUCCUGUCAUUAUCAAAGAUGUCGCUAUGUGGCGAGCUGGCCUGGAGGUGACCAAGGGACCUGUCCCCGUUGAAGACUUGCAGGCCUUUGAGGACCUUGAGUCAAAACUGUGA
Cladophialophora psammophila CBS 110553 is the source of this 3303-nucleotide messenger RNA. RefSeq names its product insulysin. Gene Ontology annotation, molecular function: metalloendopeptidase activity; metal ion binding. Lineage: Eukaryota; Fungi; Ascomycota; Eurotiomycetes; Chaetothyriales; Herpotrichiellaceae. Bases 1 to 3303 code for a protein of 1100 amino acids. Gene Ontology annotation, biological process: peptide catabolic process. Gene Ontology annotation, cellular component: mitochondrion; cytosol. The record is from RefSeq and is a predicted model, not a curated record. The transcript is spliced from 2 exons.